CUGUGCACCGUGUGCGUGAAACAAAUCAAGAAAGAGUGCGUGUUCUAUAGCAGUGAAGAAUCGAUCGAGUUCCUGAAGAAAAAAUUAUACAGGACGGCCGGUUGGUGUAAUAGUUCGCUUGCUGAACAAAAAUCUGUACAGAUAUACAGAUAUAGAGUGCCAUUCCAAAGAAUUAUUGCUCACAUUUGUGCUAAAUUAUGAAUGUUGUGCUUUAUAUAAAGAAAUAAAGUGCAAAAAUUUCUUAAAAUCUAUAUUAUUAAUUUCUCUAAUGAUGUAAUUUUGUCAUUUAUAAAGUUGUAAUAAUAAUUAUAUUAAGCUCAAAUGAAAUUUUGACAAAUGACAUUUCUUUAUGAUUAUUUAUAUAUAAAUUUGCAUGUCAUACAAAAAUUUGAAGCAUGAUAUUCAAAUGUUGUGAAGAAGAAAUAUAAAAUAAAAAAUAUAUUGUUAAAAAUGUUACCAAAGGGAGGUAAUGCUAAUUUUCAUAUAAAUUUCUAGACUUGAUAUACAAUGACCAAAGGGAAAAAUAUUGGUUUUUAAUAACUACAAAAUAAAUGAAUAAGAGAAACUAUUAAUAGUGGUACUUAAAAAUGUCCUGAGUAAAGUUUGAUGAAAAGAUUUUUAUUUUCACACUUAAUUAUAUAAAUGAUAUAAUCAAAUUAAGCUUUAAAAAUGGCAAGAAAAAGUGAUAAUAUCAAAACCAUCAAUGUUGCUAUUGUUGGUCUUUCUGGUACAGAGAAAGAUAAGGGGCAAGUUGGUGUGGGAAAAUCAUGUCUGUGUAAUCGUUUUAUGCGUUCUUUGAACGAUGAUUAUAAUGUGGACCAUAUAUCAGUGUUAUCACAGUCAGAUUUUAGUGGUCGGGUGGUGAAUAAUGAUCAUUUCCUAUAUUGGGGCGAAGUUACAAAAACAGCAGAAGAUGGAACGGAAUAUCAAUUUCAAGUAAUAGAACAUACAGAAUUUAUAGAUGAUGCAUCUUUUCAACCUUUUAAAGGUGGUAAAAUGGAACCUUAUGCAAAAAGAUGUGCAGCCACAAAAAUUACUAGUGCAGAAAAGCUUAUGUAUAUUUGCAAAAAUCAAUUAGGCAUAGAGAAAGAAUAUGAACAAAAAGUUUUACCAGAUGGUAAAUUAAACAUUGAUGGCUUUUUGUGUGUAUUUGAUGUAAGUGUUGUACCAAAUAGAUCUAUAGAAAAACAGGUUGAAAUAGUAGCAAAUAUAUUAAAUAAUUUAAUGAAAACUAAAAAACCAAUAGUUUUGGUAACAACCAAAAAUGAUGAUGCUAAUGAACAAUAUGUAAAAGAAGCUGAAAAAUUAGUGAUGCGUAAAGAAUACAAAGGUUCCAUAUUAAUAAUUGAAACAUCUGCACAUGAAAAUAUAAAUAUUGAUUUGGCAUUUAUGAUUUUGGCACAAUUGAUUGAUAAAACUAAAAUGCGAAGUAAAGUUAUUCCAUUUGCGGAAGCGGCCAGAGCUAGAAAAGAAUUAUUAGAUGCAUCAACAGAAUCUUUACAAAGAUUGAUUCGAAUACAUGUUACUGAUUAUAGAGCAUUGUGGUCUCAAGCAUCUAAAAAAUUAGCUCAACACAAAGAAUUUUCAACAUUUGUUGAAUUAUUUGGUAUUGAUGCAACUCAAAGAUUAUUUAGGAGACAUAUUAAAAAAUUGAAAGAUGAACAAGUGGCAAAAAAAAUCCAAGGAUAUUUGGAUAUGUUACCUGAUAUUCUUCAUGAAAUAUGUCCUGAUAUAACAAAUUUGAUCAAUGAAGAAUGGUCUGCAGUACAACAAUAUAUAAAAGAACAUCCUGAUUUUCACCAAUAUUUCUAUGAAUGUCCUGAAGAUAUCCCAUGGAUUGAUUGUGAUUUUGGUGAAAAUAAUGGAACAAAAAUUCCUUAUGAUGUCUUAGAAACACCAGAAGCUGAAACUGUUUUCAAAAAUCAUAUAAAUGUAUUGCAACAGGAACAGCGGCGAUUAGAACUUCCUAAAAGAUGGAAAAAACAGUUUAAACAGUUAUUGGAAGAAACUGGUUAUGUUACACCUGGAAAACAUUUAUCUGAAGUUAGAGUUCUUUUUAUGGGUAGAGAAUGUUUUGAAGCUCUUUCUCACCAUGAUUGUCAAGAAAUAUAUGAUCAACAUCAAAAAGAAAUUAUUGAAAAAGCUAAACAUAAUUUCCAGGAACUAUUGCUAGAACAUGCUGAUUUAUUCUAUCAUUUCAAGAGUAUAGCACCAUCUGGUACUAUUACACAAGAUGAUAUUAAAGAAAUUACAGAUGCAUUAGUAGAUGAUUUUAGAUAUAAAGCCUUAGAUAGAUUAGAUCAAGAUAGAAAAUUAAUGCUAUUUCAACAUUUGGGUUUUGUACAUUGUCCUAUAAGAGAACAUUGUCCAGCUUAUCCAAAUUGUAUGGAUGCACUUAUAGAACGAAUACUUGGAACAAAAGCUCACAGACCUUCCUCAUGGAAUCACAGUAGUCAGUGGCAAUUAACAUCUGAUAAUAAUCAAUUAAAUUUAGUUAUACUUGGAAGCAAUGGACUUGGUGAGGAAUUCGCUCGUGAAAUAAGAGCACAAACAGAAGAUGAUGAAGUAGAAAUUGAUUGUCAGUUGUAUACGCUUGGAUAUCGAAUAAUCGAUGGUGAUGUUGGAUUACCACAUAAUUCAUUUACUACUUCAGAUUUUAUGCCUCAUGGUUCAUUUUGUAUUUAUGCAAAUGAGGAUUCAUUUGAAUAUAUUCGUUCUUCUUUAGAAAAAACUUUAUUGUCGAAUUUAGAACAAGAAGAUAGAUUACCAUUUCAAGGAUUACCUAUUGUUAUUAUGUUUGUACCAGAAUCAACAAUAGAUGAAAUGGAAGCAAUACGACUUAGAAAAGAGGGUCAGAAUCUUGCUGAUAGUUUGCAGUGUCCAUUUAUUGAUGUUUGCAUAGAAGAUUUGGAGCAAGAUAAAAGAUUUCCUACUUUACUUGUGAAAGAUGCAUUACAGCAACUUAUACAAUCUAUAAAUCACAGAGCUGGUUUUUUAAAUAUUUACCAAAGUGUUAUUGAAUGUUUAGAACCAGAUAUUAGAAUAAUAAUGUGUAUGUUCUGCGGAGAUCCAUAUUCCGUGGAAAACGUACUUGGUCCCUUACUCAAUCAUCAAUGUUGUUUUCUUAGUGGCGAUCGAUCGAUUGUUUUAGAAACAUUUCUAGGAGAAUCGAAACGAAGAGUUGAAGUUAUUAUUUCAAGUUUUCAUGGAGCAAAUGCAUUUAGAGAUGAAUUAGUACAUGGUUUUAUACUCGUUUAUUCCACAAAAAGAAAAGCAUCACUUGCGACUCUUAAUGCAUUUUCUAUGAAUAUACCAAAUUUACCAAUACAAAUAAUGGCUGUGACUGAUACUGGAGGUGCUAAUGCUUUCUUCAGUAAUGAUUUAAGUCAUUUACUUAUCACAGAGGGAAAUGCAAUUGCGGAUAAAUUGCAAGCACAUUUUAUGACUUCGGCAUCUAGUUGCCAACAAAAAACGGCAUUUUAUACACCAUUCUUUAAAGAGGUAUGGGAAAAAAAACCCGAAAUCGAACAAGCAUUCAAUAUGGAAGAACCAGGUAAUCUAAAUGAUAGCGGUGAAGGAACUUUGGAAUAUUCUGCAUUACAUCCUAUGCCACCACCACGUCACGAAAGUUAUCAUCUUCAAACACCAGAUGAUGGUAUGUCUGUAACUUUCAGAAGUGGUUCUGAAUCUUACGAGCAAUUAACUCCCGAUGGUGAUCUUGGAGAUACAGGAUUAAACGAACAGUUUGCAGACAAUAGAGCUACACCUAGUGAUGAUAGUGAUAUUUAUAGCCAAGUAGAUUUUUAUAGAGAAGAAAGAGAAAGAGAUUUGUUAAAACCAGGAGAUAUUACAAACAAAUUAUCUGGAUGGGUGAAGGAUACAUUUAUGCCUCAAGAUGGAGUAACUAAUAGUUAUUCUCACAGAGCUUUCACAACAGGUAGAAGACAUAUUUCUCAGGCAAAGCCGCGUCCAAAAGGAAACAGUCAAACUUUAAAACAACCUGGUAAAAUAAAUUUGAAAGAUUUUUCAAAUGUGACGGAUGCUAUAGCUAGAAUGACAGUAGGAGAAAAAGAUGAACAUGGUUCUAAAAUAAGUAUGGGUCAUGCUCCACUUGCUACUCCUGAAUUAGAUCUAGGUUCCGAAUAUGCGCAAGUAAAAGAUGUUGUACAAAGUUUAUAUCCUUAUGAUGGUGAUUAUAUGUAUGCCUCGGUACAAGAUUCUGUCGGAAAUAAUAAAUCCAAGUUACGUCAUAGACGUGAAAAAGGACAACCUUCAUAUAGUGAUUCUGAUUCUGAAUGGAGUUCUUUGGAAAGACAAAGAAUUGCUGAUAUUUCAGGUAAAGCAAAUAAAAAACCACCAUCGCAUAAAAGGAUACGAAAAAAACGUACACCUAUAUUUGUUGCCUCACCUAAAGUACCAUCUAGUAUGGGAAGUGGAGAUGGUAUUGGUUUGAAUUAUAAUGUUAAAGAAGUAAAACUGCGAGUAAAUCCCACAGAAAGAGAAUCCAGUGAAACAAAUUCUUCUGAAUCAAGUGAUCCAGAACAUACUUCAAGAUUGAGAGCCAAACAUAAUAAACAUACUACUGCUGCUAUCUCACGAAGAAAAUUUGGAAAUUCAUUACCACAACAACAUCCAACUUCCAAUAAAGAGAUAUUUAGUGCUUCCUAUGAAUCCAGUUUAGAUGUUUCAUCUCCACGAGAAAUUAAUUCUCCCAGUGUCAAAGAUGGCGAUAAGUUAAAUAGGAAAAAGGAUAAACAAAAAGCAAAAGAAGAUGAGAAGUUAGAAAAGCGUCGUCAAAAAGAAGAAAAGCUAAAAAAACAUGCGGAAAAGGAAAAGGAAAGAGAGAAAAAAAAGCAAGAAAAAACAAAACAAACUAAAGGUCCUAGUUCAACAUUAAGUCUGAGUCAAGUGCAACAACCAUUAAUUGAAGAUUUUGCACAAAGUGAAACAAAUCGAAUACCUCUAUUUCUUGAAAAAUGUGUGCAAUUUAUUGAAGAUGAAGGAUUAGAUUCUGAAGGUAUAUAUAGAGUUCCUGGAAAUAGAGCACAUGUUGAACUCCUUUUUCAAAAGUUUGAAGAAGACGGAAACGUGGAUAUACAUUCAUUGGAUAUACCAGUAAAUGCUGUUGCAACUGCUUUGAAAGAUUUCUUUUCAAAAAGGUUACCACCAUUAAUUGAUAAAGAACGAAUGAGCGAACUCGAGGAUAUCUCAGGUGCUCGUGGUAUUAGCAAACCAAUGUCUGCAACAUGUAUGAAUAUGGAAGAUCGAAGCUGCAGAUUAUUAGCAUUACGUUUGAUGCUCAACAAAUUAAAGCCAGUUAAUUUUGAUGUACUUAAAUUUAUUUUUCAUCAUUUUGUAAAAGUGGCUGAAAAUUGUAAGCUGAACAGUAUGGAUAGUAAAAAUUUGGCAAUCUGCUGGUGGCCUACUUUAUUACCAAUAGAAUUUAACGAUCUUGGCAGAUUCGAAGCAAUGAGACCAUACUUGGAAGAUGUUGUUCAAACAAUGAUAGAUCAAUAUCCUUUCUUAUUUUGUGGUGAAGAAGCUAUCGUAAUGGUGUAGUGAAAGAUUACAUUAUUUCGAAUCGUACAAUUAGAGCUUGUACGAAUAAUAAGAAAUAAUUUCGUAUUAAUACGAUACGGAUUAUUUCUAUAACGUUUAGUCCUUACGAUCAUGAAUAAUGAUUUAUCUUACUAUGUUUGUAUAUCAUGACUUCAUCGUAGUGCAUUUGAACUACGAUUAGGAUAAUUUUCAUGACUUGAAAAAGACGAACAAAUUAAUUUAAGUUUACAUACUCGUUCCAUUGCAAAGUGUGACUGACGGAGUGAUAGAUUGAUGGUCCUAAUGAUGGCUAUUUGCAGGCCCGAUAAUAAUGCGAAUAAUAAAAAGUCAAUCCAUGUGUCAUAACAGUAUGCAUGUAUCAUGUUGGAUGUAUUCAGAGCGAUGUAUUUAUUAACAUGUAAUUAGAGGUAAGUCUUAAUAUUUGAUAAUAGCGAUUAUAGUAGUGAGCUCGAUGUUGCUUUUUUUAUCUGAUUUUUUUUAUUUUUCAUUUUGUUCUUACAUUUUUCUAUAGAUAAAAAUUUUUUUAUUGUAUGUAAUGUAUGUCUGAGAAUGAAUGUAUGAGAGAGAGAGAGAGAAAGAAAAAAAAAUAAGAGGGAAGGAUAAAAAGCGAGACAAUGGCGCAAUCUUUUAAAAAGAAUAUUCGUAUUCUAAAGCGUGUUAAAGAUAUUAUCAUAAAAUGUAUGAGGUAUACAAUUUCUCUAAUUCAUGUGAUUUUUAUAUAGCAACAAUAUCAAAAAAUUUGAAAUAUCUCUGCAACUAAUUUUUUCUUGAUUAAUAUUUGUUUUUAGUCUAUCAGAAAAUAUUUUUAAUUUGCAUUUAAUAUAUUUUUAUAUAUAUUGAUGAAUUUUUUUUCAAAUCAGUAUUUCAGAAUACUUAAUUUGAUUUAAUAGAUUUGAUUAAACUUAUUGGUGAUACAGUGCACAAUAUAUCCAAUAUAUCUUAAUUUGAUUUAAUAGAAUUAUUUAAGUUCGUCGGUGAUAAAGUGCAUAAUAUAUCCAUUCCGUCUGAAUGAAAAAGAAAAACAAGCAAAAAAAAAAAAAAAAAAAAAAUGAAGAAAUUGAAAAGCGUUACAUGUAUUUGCAAUUUUUUCAAAAUGUGCAGUGAAUAAGCGUUUAUGUCAAGAAGAUUGUAAGGAUAUUGAUAUGGUUCUAAUUAUUAAGGUAAAUCUUGAAGAUUUCCGGAUUAUAACAGAUCAUGGAAAUACUAAAUGCUAAGAACAAUACUUAGAUUCUCACAAACAUUUUUCCAAGUUUCAUAAAGCGAACGUGUACAUAAGAUUAUAAGAUUGUAAGCUAUGAAAAGUUUAUAAUGAGAAUCGUGAAAAUCGAUUAUCGAUACUUUCGAGAUUAUUCAGUGGUCGCCAUGACCGUGAGUUUACACAAAUCGCUUUUAUCUUUUUUUAUGCGAUGCAUAAUGUAUUUGAAAAAUAAUUGAAUAAUAGACGAAGGUCCGUGUUUUUAAUCGCGUAUUGUAUUUUGUGUAUCAGCUUUCGUCUGUAUUUAUAAAAGGUAUUUAUAAACAUUUUAUUUUAUUUCUUAAUUUUAGAAUAUUAGAAUACUCAUUGGGCGUGUAACCGAUCGUCAAACUAUUCAACCAUUUUGCUCUUGUACCUGCUGCGUUACUCCGAACUACAAUCUUUUUCUUUUUUUAAAAAACCAUCAUUUUAAAUUAUUAUACAUAUAAUGAUUUUUAUGAUAUCUGCAUGGAUAAAGAGUUCUGACGAUCGCUGUUACUCUUCUGAAGAUGAAAUGAAAUUCGAUAAUAUGACGCAUCAACACAUCAAAUGACUGAGCCAUUAGAACUGUGAUGUAGUUACUUGUUUUUAAUAAUGUAUAAUAGUAACUAUGGAAAGGUAAAGGAUUGUUCCAUGACGCUUAACGUAACAAAUGCGAUCUUUGUUGAAAUGAAGAAUAUUGUUUCAUGAUUAGCAUGUUAGCAUUAAUUGAUUUUCCAGCGUGCAAAACCUUCUUCGUCUAUUAGUGCGGAAUGUAGUCCGAUUCGAAAUCCGUUCGAAUAGCGACGAAUUCACACAGGUGUAGGUGUGCCAUACCGUGUGUAAUUAUUUCACGAUUUAAUGUAACUGUACAUCUUUCGGCGAUUGAAACAUUUAUAAGUAAGGAUCGUCAGACAACAAAAAAAAAAAAAAAAGAAAAGAUUGAGAAAGUUAACGGACUGAUCGACAAUGCGAUCCAUUAUAUAAACAAAUUCGUUUGUUUAUUUUAUUUUAUUUGUUAAUCAGAAAUAUAACGAGGAACAUUCCCAUAAGUAAUGAUUGAAAUUACUUAUGGUCGAGUACGAAUUCGACGAGUUCAUGUUCCUUUAGCAAUUGAUACAUUGCAUAUAAAGAAAUUGAAAAGAAGACAGGAAGAAACAAAUCAUUUAGGUUAGGUCGUUCGAUCUCGACGAGUUCGUCCUCGAUAGAUUUUGCACUGUCAUAUUUAUAAGAAAAUCGUCGUAACGAUAUUUCAAUGAUCUAUUUAGCGUUCCGAGGACGCUUAGCAACAAACAACGGAUCGUACAUUCCCGUAUUAGUCAUAAAAUGAACAAACAAAAGAAUUUUAUACAUUCGUACGUACAUAAUUGUAUAAUGUUAUUAAUAGGAACACACACAGAGACGUCGAUGUUACGUGUAAGAUCUGGGAUAUGGAUCAAAUGCUGUCUGAAAUAAUAAUGACAUGAUUUCUGUCAUCGUCGCUGAAUUCAAA
This is a messenger RNA of Apis cerana (Asiatic honeybee), 8264 nucleotides long. RefSeq names its product Rho GTPase-activating protein 190 (gene RhoGAPp190). Gene Ontology annotation, biological process: regulation of axonogenesis; Rho protein signal transduction; regulation of cell size. Gene Ontology annotation, cellular component: cytosol. The record is from RefSeq and is a predicted model, not a curated record. NCBI's taxonomy places the organism in Eukaryota, Metazoa, Arthropoda, Insecta, Hymenoptera, Apidae. Gene Ontology annotation, molecular function: GTPase activator activity; GTP binding; GTPase activity.